This is a messenger RNA of Exserohilum turcica Et28A, 1372 nucleotides long. RefSeq lists its product as uncharacterized. NCBI's taxonomy places the organism in Eukaryota, Fungi, Ascomycota, Dothideomycetes, Pleosporales, Pleosporaceae. The record is from RefSeq and is a predicted model, not a curated record. Gene Ontology annotation, molecular function: protein binding; peptidyl-prolyl cis-trans isomerase activity. Gene Ontology annotation, biological process: protein folding; protein peptidyl-prolyl isomerization. Gene Ontology annotation, cellular component: intracellular membrane-bounded organelle. The transcript has 3 exons. Bases 94 to 1218 code for a protein of 374 amino acids.
AGACACUCUCCUCAUUCCACACUUCCGGAUAUACCCAGUUCACUGCCCAGCUUCCACUUUUUAAUACAUCAACGCAACUGUACUUGCGCGAUCAUGGCUGACUCUAAGCGCCCACGCGUCUUCUUUGAUAUUGCCAUUGGCGGUGCAAAGGCCGGUCGUGUUGCCUUUGAGCUUUACAGUGAUAUCGUUCCCAAGACCGCCGAGAACUUCCGCGCGCUAUGUACCGGCGAGAAAGGAGAAGGUGCAUCUGGCAAACCCCUCCACUACAAGAACUCGAGCUUCCACCGCGUCAUCAAGGGUUUCAUGAUCCAGGGCGGUGACUUUACCCAGGGCAACGGUACUGGCGGCGAGAGUAUAUAUGGCGAGAAGUUUGAGGACGAAAACUUUGAGAAGAUCCACGACAGGCCGUUCCUGCUGAGUAUGGCCAACGCCGGCCCAGGAACGAACGGCUCUCAGUUCUUCGUGACUACAGUCCCUACACCACAUCUUGACAACAAGCACGUCGUAUUUGGCGAGGUCAUCAACGGCAAGAGCAUUGUGCGUACAAUCGAGAACCUCAAGACAGAAAGCGGUGACAAGCCACUGCAAGAUGCAACCAUUAUCGACUGUGGCGAGCUCACCGGGGAAGAUUAUGACAAGGCCACCGAGAAGGUCUCUGAUGCAACUGGCGACCCAUACGAAGACUUCCCAGAGGACCAAAAGGCUGGCGGUGAGGAAUGGAAAGGUACCGAGAUCCUCGAAAUCGCGACCAAGCUGAAGGAAAUGGGCAACGACGCAUUCAAAAAGGGAAAUCUCGAGCUUGGCAUCCAGAAAUACCAAAAAGGCAUCCGCUACUUGCACGAAUACCCUACACCACUAGAAAAUGACCCCAAGGACCUGUGGCCCCAGCUCAACGCCCUCAAGAUCUCGCUCUACUCCAACAGCGCCCUGCUUCAGAACAAGACACAUCAGUACAGCGACGCGAUAGAGAACGCAACCAAAGCACUGGAGAUUGAGGGCAUCACGGAAAAGGAAAAGGCCAAGGCGUACUUUAGGCGCGCACAGGCCAAGAUUGCGAAGAAGAACGAGGAAGAAGCGUUGGCUGAUCUUAAGGAGGCGGCAAAGUAUGCGCCAGGUGAUGCGGCAAUCAUCAAGGAACAGGAUGCGAUCAAGAAGAAGGUGCAGGCGCGAAAGGAGAAGGAGAAGCAGGUGUACAAGAAUGCUUUCAACUUUGAGUAGGCAUUUUGGCCCAUAUCUGGCUACCGGCUAUUUCUCUUUGGAGGUACAUGGUGGAGUUGAAGCAUUGGGAUCGGUUACAACGGCCUAGCAUACAGUACUCCUAAUCUUACGAUGAAUGAAGUUAGAAAAGUAUGUAAUCAGUACUCGAAAUUGU